AUGGCGUUGCCUCCAAAGUGGUAUCAGUUCCUCGUCUCAGUCUUUGCCUCUUUGGGCUCUGUACUCUACGGUUAUGAUCUCGGUGUCAUCGCUGGAGCCAUCGGUUCCAAGUCUUUCAACAAUGAAUUCGAUCCUACUUCCAACGAGACUGGUGCUGUCGUCAGUGUGUUCACUGGUGGUGCUUUCUUUGGUGCUUUCUUCGCUGGCCCAUGCGGUGAUAAGCUCGGUAGAAAGAUGACUAUCCUAAUCGGUUCGAUUGUCUUCAUAGUCGGUGGAGCCCUCCAGACUGCAGCUCAGAACCUCCACUACCUCUACGCUGGCCGUGCCAUUGCUGGUCNNUUGGGUACUGUUGGCAUGCUGGUCAUGAUUAUCCCUCUGUACCAGGCUGAACUGGCGCAUCCCUCUAUCCGUGGUCGUGUUACUUCUCUGCAGCAGUUCAUGUUGGGUAUUGGUGCUUUUGUCGCAUCUUGGGCCGCCUUCGGAUGUUACACCUCAUAUGGAGACCACGACAGCAGACAAUGGAGAAUCCCUCUCGGUGUCCAGAUGCUCCCUGCCGUGCUUCUCGCUGCUUUGAUCUUGUUCUUCCCCGAGUCUCCAAGAGUACGUGGCUAUCUAUUAUUGCAACUCGACAAUAUGGCUGACAUUGCUUUAGNNUGGCUUAUGUCGAACGGGCAAACUGAGAAGGGUCUUCAGACUCUCGCCAAAUUGCACUCUAACGGCAACACUCAAGACGCCUGGGUUGUCGCCGAAUUCGAAUCUAUUCAAGACGCCGUUACUUACGAGAAAGAGCACGAAGCAAAGUCUUACAUGGAGCUUUUCACGAACAAGUCAAGCUUCCGUCGCUUGUUUAUCGCUGUUGCCCUGCAGGCUUCUGUUCAGAUGACUGGCGUAUCUGUCAUUCAGUACUACUCGGUUGAGAUCUUUGCUCAGAUUGGUAUCUCCGGAGACGACACUCUCAAGUACCAGGCCAUCUCUUCUCUGAUCGCUCUUUUGGCACAGUUCUGCUGUUUGAUGCUUAUCGACAAAUUUGGCCGCCGCUGGCCUCUCAUUCUUGGUAACAUCGGCAAUGCUCUUUGCUUCAUCGUUGCAACUGUUCUGCUCGCCAAGUUCCCUCCGGAUGCCAAUGAUCCUUCAAAGUCGAACAAGGGUGCUGGUUGGGGCUUCAUUGUUGUCGGUUGCUGGCUGUACAACUUUUCCUUCUCAGCUACUUGCGGUCCCUUGAGUUGGAUCAUCCCUGCCGAGAUCUUCGACACCAGAACCCGCAGUAAGGGUGUCUCAAUCGCCACUAUGGUCUCCUUCGCUUUCAACACUAUGAUUGGCCAGACCACCUCUGUGGCUAUUGCCAGCAUUGGCUGGAGAUGGUACAUUGUCUUUAUCGUUUGCAACUUCACCAACGCUCUCUUCUUCUGGGCUAUCCUCCCGGAGACUGCUGGUCGUCCCCUCGAAGAGAUGAACUACCUCUUUACUCAAGCCCCUCUGUUUGUACCUGGAACUGCUGCUGGUGGUCGCAAGGGCUUUGCUACCGGCGAGCUCGAGAGACGUGUCGAGGAGGUCGAGAGAAAGGGUUCGAUUACCAUUCAUCAGGAGGAGAAGACCACUGUUUAG
This is a messenger RNA of Aureobasidium vineae, 1605 nucleotides long. NCBI's taxonomy places the organism in Eukaryota, Fungi, Ascomycota, Dothideomycetes, Dothideales, Saccotheciaceae. The record is from the annotation of a GenBank genome assembly.